Anopheles cruzii is the source of this 1623-nucleotide messenger RNA. It is a transcript of the gene Eogt, whose product is annotated as EGF domain-specific O-linked N-acetylglucosamine transferase. Gene Ontology annotation, molecular function: protein N-acetylglucosaminyltransferase activity. The record is from RefSeq and is a predicted model, not a curated record. Bases 1 to 1623 code for a protein of 540 amino acids. Lineage: Eukaryota; Metazoa; Arthropoda; Insecta; Diptera; Culicidae. The transcript has 3 exons. Gene Ontology annotation, cellular component: endoplasmic reticulum lumen.
AUGGUUCGCGGAAUGCUUCCGACGACGGUGGCUGUGAUCGUGGUUCUUACUGGGCACCUGCCUGACCCGGGAGCUUGCGAUGGUCCGUACUCGCACAUCGACCUCCCGAAAGCUCACCUGCCCAUGUAUUUCCGGCGGUUUCCGGCACUAGAAAAGCAGUGCGCCGAAGACGAACGGUGCCCGUACCGGACGUUAAUUGCCAGUGAAAGUUACCAGCGUCGGAGGAAUUCUGGGUGCUGCUGGGGGUACGAAGAUGGCUGUACGGUGAAGGAACGGUUCUCGAACCACAGCUGCCCUGGAAGCCACGUUGGUUACGUGAAAAGCAAACAGGCGCAACUGGACACGUUCUACAGCCAAGCGGACUUCGGCUUUAUUCGCGAUCAGAUUCGCGAAACGCGCAUCAUGUGCGAGCCACAGUUUCCGCACGAUUCCUCGCUCGAGUGCUCAAAGUAUCUCCGCUUUUGCCGCGGUCGCAAUCUGAUGCUUAAUUUUACCGACUUGGCGCAACGCACCGAACCGUUGCGGUACAAAAUGGACGUGUUGGGACCGGGCCAGAUCGGGGGCCACUGUGCGCUGCACACCGAGCGACUCCAGGACGAGUUGCAACACAUUAGCCCACUGCAAUCGUGGGGACCGGAGUUGCGGUUUUUCGAGCGCCUUGAGCGGCCACCUAUCGAAGCCGGUAGCUGCGAUGUGGUGAUCGACAAACCGGCGUUCAUUAUGAAGAUCGAUGCGGCGAUCAAUAUGUACCACCACUUCUGUGACUUUCUGAACCUGUACGGUUCGCUGCACGUAAAUCUGUCGCACCCGAUGACAUACACCACCGACACGCAGGUCCUAGUGUGGGAAUCGUUCCGCUACAGCUCACCAUUCGCCGAAACGUUCAAGGUGUUUACGCGCAAUCCGAUCGCCGAUCUAAAGACGUUCGCCGGGCGGGUGGUUUGCUUCCGGAACGUGAUGUUCCCGCUGCCGCCGAGAAUGAUUUUCGGACUGUACUACAAUACCCCGAUCAUACAUGGCUGUGAAAAUAGUGGCUUGUUUCACGCAUUCUCUGAACAUGUGUUGCACCGUCUGCGAGUGCGCAUCGCUAAGCGGACCGAUCAUCGCCUACGUAUUACGUUCCUAUCACGCCAAACGCGUCACCGGCGAGUGUUGAACGAAAAUGAACUUAUCGCAGAGAUUUCUGCCAACCCAGAAUACGACGUGCAGCGCGUUAGCUUUGGACACGAGCUAAGUUUCUUAGAGCAACUGAAAAUUACGCGAAACACAGAUAUCUUCAUCGGGAUUCAUGGUGCCGGAUUGACGCACCUUCUGUUUCUGCCCAAGUGGGCCACACUGUUCGAACUGUACCACUGCGAAGACCCCAACUGCUACCGAGAUCUGGCCCGAUUGCGGGGCGUAAACUAUCUCAGCUGGGAGCGUGACCACCUGGUCUAUCCGGAGGGCGAAGGUAAACAUCCGGAGCGAGACGAACGACACGCCAAAUUCACAAAUUAUGCGUUCGAUGUGCGCGAGUUCGAACGGCUGGUUGGACGUGCAGCGAACCAGGUCCGACAACACGUUGAGUUCCAACGGUUUUUGGGCAAAAGCUCCGUCGGCCAACCUCCAAAGGACGAGCUUUGA